AAUACAUUGAUGAUGGGCAUGUACACAUCUACACCUAUUAUUCUGCUUUUCCCUGUCUUAUUUUUAUAGCACAUCACAACAUUAUAAACAAGAAUAAUAUCACACCGUUAUUUGCAACAAGAUGUCUUUGUGAUGGACAAACUUCUGUAAAUUAAAUAGCACAAGUUAAAUUCAACCAAAAUGAUGUCUAACCCUGAGUUAUAGGAAAACCAAUUUUUGUUUUCACAGAUCAACAUGAACAGGGGCAAAAGAACUAAUAGAAUUUCCACCUUGACUUGAUUGGUAGGCAAGGAUAAGCAACAUCUUUUAGACACAAGCUUCAACAUGGCACACAGUCAGCUACCAAAUGACUCCUGGCAGAAUGGUUCGACCCCUGUGUUCACUGGCCUUGACCUUCUCUUUGACCUGAAGCCUCUCUUCAUCCCCCUCUAUGCCACUCUGGUAGCUGUGGCUUGCACAGGAAAUUUCCUCCUUAUUCUCCUUAUUGCUGUCACCAAAAAGCUGCACAGCACUACUAAUUUCCUCAUAGGAAACCUGGCUGCUGCUGACCUGAUCAUGUGUGUUGUCUGUGUCCCACUGACUGCAUCCUAUGCCUUUGAGGUCCGUGGCUGGCUCUUUGGGAUGUUCAUGUGUUACUUUGUUGCCUUGAUGCAGGCUGCCACUGUCUUCGUGUCUGUGCUGUCCCUCUCAGCUAUUGCAGUGGACCGUUAUAUUGUUGUUGCGUACCCCAUUCGCAGACGGCUAAGCCGCAAGUCCUGUACGUACAUUGUGGCCCUUAUUUGGUUACUUUCCAUUGUAGUUUCUGUACCCACAUCCAUGCACACCCACUAUUUAGAUCUCAACAAGAUUGGUCAUGACAUGAUCAUCUGUGAAGAAUUCUGGAAGCACGAAGAGAGAGAGAGGCUGGGGUACUCAUGCUCAAUGCUCCUUUUAUCAUACAUGCUCCCACUUUCAGCAGUGUCAGUCUCCUACUUGGCCAUUUCUUACCACCUCAGGAAAAGGAAUAUCCCAGGGGCUGGCUACCAUAAUCAAGACAAAUGGACCAAAAUGAAGCAAAAGACCUUCCGGGUCCUCAUCAUCUCAGUCAUGUGUUUUGCCAUCUGCUGGCUGCCUCUUCAGGUAGUAAACCUUAUCAGAGACAUAGAUGAGGAAUUCACCAUCUUGGACAAGAGGUAUGUGAAUGUGAUUCAAGUGUCCUGUCACUUGGUCGCCAUGAGCUCUGCCUGCUACAACCCCUUCAUUUAUGCCUCCCUUCAUGACAAAUUCCGAUUCCAUGUUACUAACUAUUUUUACAAUCGGAAGAAAAGGUCCAGUAUCAUGUCCCACAGGGCCUCCCGACUAAAUACCUGCUCCACCCUGGCAGACAUCCCAAUGGGCAUCACAGAUAAGUUAGCUUUACAAGGAAGGUUUUCUUUUAAUUAAAAUAUCCCAGGAGAUCACUUCUGUUCUUAUAGACAUAUUUGGUCCCUUACUUCUGGGCUUACACCAAAAGACAUAGAAACCUACCAUGCAUGCGAUGCAAUGGUAUUUUGUCAUUUCUAAAAGCAUGUACUCAUGUCUGAGAACAUGGGAAUAGCACUAAUGAAAAAAACAAGCAAAUGGGUUUUAUGUCUGCUGGAGUAGAAACAGUUCCUCCCAGCAACUCUAAUGUAUUCCUUGAAAGAAAAAAACAAGCAACAACAAUAUUGCAGUCAUGUACAUUGAAGCCAAUUCUGAGCAGUUUUUAACUUCUUGUCACUAAUUUAUGGUGUUUCUAUCGGAAUAGCAAUCAUUUCCUCUUUAUUCAAUUCAAUGCACUGCUAAAAGAACACUACAGGCAAAGAAUGGCCAUUUUCCUGGUUGAAACAGAACAAGAAACUUGACCCCAAGAUUAAAGACCACUCAGUGACCUCUUUUAUGCAAUUUAUUGCAAACUUCAAUUUUCAGAAAUGGUUUACAAAUCUGAACAUGUAACAUUUUGCUUCUAAAUAUUUGUUUGCCUUUUCAUGCCUAAAAGGACACCAAAAAACCCCAGAAAAACUCAGGUGUGAAUAAACAAAUUUAUGCACGAAUUGGAGACCUAGCACCAAACAGCCAUUUUUAUUUGCCCAGGAAAUCUUUGGUACAGUCAAACACCUAAGAAAUAGCUAGUAAUAUCAGAAUGUAUGUACCAACAAGAUAGUGGGCACACAUUUAGGAGCUCAAGGUCAUAAACUCCCACAUUGCUUAGAUUAUUCCCCAGAUUUCUAGUGUAUCCAUCAUCAUAGUAUGUCUACGAACCAUACAAAGAUUGAAGUUAAGUAUGAAAGAAGCAUUUCCCUCAAAAAGGUAUCAUUCUUGGGUAUGGGGGCACAAUCCAUCCAUGAUAUCACACUACUCUCUCCUCAAGAGCCUGAGAUAGACAAAACCCAGCCUGCAUGUAGGUAGGACUGCCUGGGAACACUAGUUAGCAGAAAGACAGGACAAGAUAGUUUGGCUAAAUUUGGGCUCAGAAGUGUUUCUGGUGGGAGCAAAUUCCAAAGGCCAGACAGUGUCAGUGAGUAUGCCCUGCCUGCCCUGCAUGCUUCAGCUACAGCAGAGAGAGCCAAAGUUUUCCCACUGCAUGCAUGUGACAGAGUAGGGCCUAGAUGAAUGGCAGAUACCAAAUUGGUUGGGGCUUAGACUAUUAAGUCUUUGCAGUCUACACCCAGCUCUUUGACUUUCACUCAGAAAUGCACAGUCCACAGAGCACAGGAGUAACACGCUCACACCAGCUUGCACUACUCAGCGGCUGAGCCACCCUGUAAACAAACACAUUAGAUGUACUUUAAGAAAUCCUAGGAGUUCAUGGAUUCAUUUUUUAUUAUAAAGAAUUGUUCCUAAGCAACCAACAUCUUUUUCCUUCUACGAAUAUGUGAAAAUAGUGUUAUAGGUAAAGUUAAAUUACUGUCUAGUGUAUAUUUCAUAAAAUUAUGGUUUGUUAGUGAUGGCUGAUACCUUUUUCUCCAUCUGAGAUUAUAAGGAACAUUCAAAUAUUGGAGAAGGUACUUGAGAUAGUAAAAUAUAAGGCUCAUUUAGGAGUGUGAAGGGCUUUCAUAGGAUGCUUAGCCUUCCAAAAAAGCAUUGCGGGGCCAUGUCUAUUCCAGAGACAUAGUUGCCUCAUACACUCACUCCUGUCCCCCAAGUGGCAUGCUAAAAAAAAAAUCAUGUCGUAUUUGUUAGAGCAAAGCCAGAAGCACCAGGGACCAGUCUUAGGAGUAUGCCCAAGACAAAAGUCCUGCCUCUGGCAAGUAGAGUGGGUGAUGUGGGCACAAGUGGACAAGGCUGGUCCUUGGUGGCACUCUUGGGAUUACCAUGGCAGCAACAUAGACAUGCUAUGAAUGAACAGCUCAGAGUGGCUCAUGUAUUUCCCUUCCCAUACAAUGUACAAUGCACACUAUGUGGGAUAAUCAAACACUGAAGAAGUAUUAGAGGUGGAUUAGUAAGUUUCCGUCUCAUAGGAGCUGUACCACUUUGCAUGGAAUACUUAUUCAUUGGGCAGAGAGGGAGAGAGAAUGACUCUAUAACCUACCAGUGAAGGCACUCACCUCUGCAAGGGGAGACUGAGUUUUAGUUUUUGCUGCAAUGACUACUUACAUACUGAAUGCUUGCACAGUCAUUGGGAGAUGCAAGUUCAAAGAGAGGAGGGAACUGAACCUUGAUAUCCCACUUGUAGUGUAGAUUAGUGUGUUACCCACUGAGCUAUUGAAGACAGGGGAUGAUGGCACUCUCCUCAGCCACUUUCUGUGGGGCCCGAUCUGUGUUCUGAGAAUGCUUGCCACAGUUAUCCCUGCCCUCAAAACCUGCUGGGGGGGGUGUCUAUUUUAUAGUAGCUUAUGGAUCCUGAUGAGGCAAUGCCUAAGUGAUUAGGAGUUAGUCAGCUCUGGGCAUAAAUUUAAUAACAGAAUUUUCCCCUGGUGUUCUAACCCUACACUGUGAAGAAAAAGGAAAUAUUUAGAUCCACCUAUAUCUGAUGUCUGGAGAGUUCAGAGAACGGGCUGGGGAGCAGCUUUUUUACCUAGGGAGAUGACAUAUAUAGCAACGUGUGGAGCUUAGAAUGAGGAGCAGUAAGAGGAGCUGCUUCUUUCUACAGGACAUAUGAAUAAAGAGUCAUCUGCAAAAGGUCACAGAUGGUAGGAUUUGUGAGUUUAAUGUCAGCCACUCAAUAAACAAUUCAUAUCAUGGUAUGUCAUCCCUGUGGAAAAAGUCAGGAUUCCCCUACCACAAGCACAUUCUGUCUCCUGAUAUAUACAUGUAUAGGAUCAAAUCCAGUGUUUGCUACUCUUCAGACUAGCCCAAGGAAUUCUUCCUUCCUUCCUACCCAGAUUUCAAUUUAGGGGACAUAUUUUCUCUUGCCUUUUCCUCCCCCAGCAGCCUUCAUAAAAAGACACCAACAUAUAGAUCACAGUUAACUAAAAGCAUUUAAAAGAUUAAGCCCUGUUACAUGGGGCAGUCAAUAUGGUGUUAACAAGUACCUAGAUAGGGGCUCACCAUCAAGCUUCCUAGACAGGAGUGGAAUAAAGUAGGUCCCUUCCGCUUCCUGGCCACCACUUUAAAAUUGUACACUGGGGCAGAAGGUGGAGUGCACUGAAUAGUGGAAAAGAAGGAAGAUGCAAAGUCAGGGGGUGGCAGUGCUGAGAAAGAAGUAGUUGCUGACUAACAUCCCAGGCAGCAUCUGGCCCAACAUUCUGGCAUCCUUCUCUCAGUCUGUGUUAUAAGUAGGCCCAUUGUGACACUAUUUGAUGAGCUCUUCCAGUGUCUGUGAUUA
Molecule: messenger RNA, 4765 nt
Organism: Gavialis gangeticus (Gharial)
Lineage: Eukaryota; Metazoa; Chordata; Crocodylia; Gavialidae
Product: prolactin-releasing peptide receptor-like
Exons: 2
Coding region: 325-1422 (365 amino acids)
Biological process (GO): G protein-coupled receptor signaling pathway
Cellular component (GO): plasma membrane; neuron projection
Molecular function (GO): neuropeptide Y receptor activity; neuropeptide binding
Source: RefSeq, a predicted model, not a curated record